UGAACUCGCGUAUGUGAGUCUGCUGCAGGAAAGAUUGUUUUUUGUUUCUCGGUUAUUUGUGAGCUUCGAUCCGACCAGCGGUGACCAAGAAUCUUUGGGGUGUUGACGGAUCAACACCACCUCCGAAGACAGGGUCCAGAGCGUCAGGAAAAAGCAAGAGCACAUUUUAAUGAUGGUGCAAGUACAGGAGGUGUUGCCUGUUUUGCGCAAGGGAUUCUGCUGGAACCUGUGUUCCGGCUGUGUGUAGUGAAGUGAGUGAAUGCGCGCUGCGCGGUGAAAAAUAAUGAUAAUUUUUGUACAACUCACUGUUGGAAUGUGAGCAGUUUUUGUGUGUCCUUUUUAUUUUUUUAAUGAAUAAUUUUGUUUUGGCCCGGUAAUGAUGUUUUUUAUGUGGUACCGAGGACCGAGUCGUUCGAGUGAGGAGUUUUUGAAUGGUGAAAAAUGAGUUCAUGAAAAAGUGCGCUGACGAAAAGGUUACAGGAAGAGCAAGCAUCACAAGCCCAUUUUUUGUGCCAAAUAAAUUCUUCAGUGAUGCUUGAUGAUGAUAACGAUAAUGGUGACAAAAGGGAAUAACAAUAAAAUUUAUUUUCCAAGAGAUAAAGUCAAGAAGAAAUACCAGGCAUACAAUGUGGAAAGAGUUCGUUAUUGGCAGUGAAAACAUUUUUUGACCCGCAAAAGUUGGAACGAAGAAGGAAUGUUCAAUGUACUUGGAUGUACUUAGCGCGAAAAAGAUAAGACGAGCAAGAAACGAGUGUAAUACAUGGCAGCGAUGUAAUAAUGAAUGCAUACAAUCGGCUGAGAAGCAAAACGAAAACUGAAGAGAGUGGGUACUGAGGAAACGAGUUUAACAAGUGAUAAAUGUACUAAUUGUUUGAAUUAAUCUUCAAUUAAGCAUCGCAUAUGGGGCACUUAAUAUCACUGAUGUAGCCUAUUUUCAUUUUAUGCUUGAAUCGGGUCAACGCUUACCGGUGGAAACUCAUUAACUGCAAUCUAGCUGACAUUUAGUACCGAGUACGGUUACAUUAGUGCAUGCAUAGACUCACAGGGUGGGAACCGGGAAUCCAAUACAUAAUUGACGACAAUAGGUAACAAUAGAAACUCGACCCAGAAGGGAAGGCAGUGCGAAGUGAUUUCUACGACCGAGGGAAAAAACAACGAACUCAGCGGGAAUUCUUGGCGGAGAUUCAUUAUAACCAAACACUAUAUCGCGGGGAACCAAUAUCCAAUCUGCACCGAGACCAAACCAAGCAGCAGUGCUUUUUUGUCCAACUUCGAAUCUACCUAGCCCGGGGACCGAGAGGAGUGAUCGUGUGCCAAUUGUGUGCUUUCAUUCAGUGGAACGGUAUUUGCGGUUUACCAGUUACCACUAUCCAGCAAAUUCAGUGGGCCACAAAACGGCAGCAGUACAAUCAUCGCAAGACAAUCUCUUUAGGACUCAACAAGUGGCACAACCCCGUGUCGUAAUUCAGCACGCAGCAUCCCAUAGUUGCAACAGAUCAGACUCAUUGCUUGUGGCAAAUCUUGGCCCGCUUCGAAGUUACAUCAAAUCGGUUUGAGACCCGCAGUGCGAGUGGGAUAGACUGGAAGACGGAGCGCAAGGUGAUUACAUAAAAAGGCAUCUCUCGUGAGGUUUAGUUGGAACUAGCUACGAAGAAGAUCAAAACAAUUUACAACUCUGCAGCUUCAAAAGACCGACAAACUGAGAGGCAUUCUUCUAGAGUCAAGUCCCACACAGAGAUUUUUGUUUUAUACACCCAUCGAGUGUUUGUUGCUGUUGCUAUUGUUGGUGUUGUUGUUUUUUUCUGGGCUCCCUUUUUCCAAUUCGAACGAUUGCUAUUUCAUUUGUGUUUGUGAACCUAAGAUCGAAUCGAAGUUCCAAGCAAGAGAACCAUUCCUAAAGAGGAAUCUGAAAAACUGGUGACCAAGCGAAAAGGGAGGAAGCAACGAACGACCAAGGGGUAGGGCCCACGAGGCGAAAGGAAUUCGGUUGUAACGCAGCGGGAAACCUGAUUUUCGCUGGCUGCGAAGAGCGCGGUGAAAGAGUGAUACUGGCACAUACGGUCGCCACCAUCGGCACGAGAAGAGACGGUGCGGAAUUUGGGCGUUCUUAUUAAAUGAUUACUCGCUGACAAUUAAAAGCUCAACCCAAAGACGCCAUAAAUAAAAGCAUUCCCGACGGGAUUGGCAGAACCGGGGCAAACAAAAAGAAACAACCAGCAUGUCAACAACAGAUCGGUGAUGAUAGUGGAGAAAGCGUUACCCAAAAAUGCCACUGUCAUGAGUCACAGCGGCACGAUAUCAGCCAGCCAGCCGGCCCCCUCGCUUAGUGGGAGUGCUGGCGGCGGUGGUGGUGGUGGCGGUAGUGGUGGAAUCGUCAGUGGCAGCACCGGAGGCAGCAACCACUGGUCAUUGUCUACGAACUCCUCGUCCGGUGGAAGUACCGCCGGCCGGCAUAGUUGGGAUCCUGGUCGACUCGGUGUCGAACACCUGGCCGGAGCUUUGAGUCCACUGUGCAUAACCGACGCGAGCCACGAGAUCGUACGACCAAAGCCUAGGCGACCCUCCGGAACGGUGGCCAAUGGACAUGUCAGCUUGCCAUCCAACAACAGCAACUCAACCAGUUCGGGAGUAAACAGCGCCAGCACUAACCUCCAAAACGGUUCCAAUGGGUUAUCGCCAGGCAAUCACUACAUUGCCUCAUCAAACCCGGUCACUUCUGGACCGCGAAUUCAGAGUCCAGCUGUGGCUACACCAGCUCCGCGAAUCUCCAAGGAGAUCGCCGUUCGUCCGAUUAAUGGCAACCAAGACCCACGCAAUUACAAUCUUUCACCGGUUCAAAGCUUACAACAAAAUGGCGACACGACUGGCUCGAGCAAUAACAGUAACGGUAGCAACCCUAAUUUAUCCUAUAACACCUCAGCCAUGAUCCCGGAACGCGACGUGGGCCCCAACAAGUUUGCAAAUGGUAACCUUAAGCAACAACACCAAGCGCCCCUGCAUGGACCUCAACAACAUCCAAACGGACAGAUUCAGCAUGGGAACAUUCAGCAGCAAGGUCCUCAUCGAUCCGUUGCAGGGCCUACUAAACUUACCGUUCAAAGCUCACCAGUCAAAUGUCAACCGGCAAUGAUCAGUUCGGGUUUAGAUAAAGUAAACCUAAAUGGCGUUUCCAAUGGAAACAACACCAGGCGCCUCAACUCGAGCGGAUUGAGCAACAGCAACGGCAAUCUACUCAAUUCACAUGCGUCCUCCAUUGAACCAUUGAAUAGUAGCAGUAACAAUUCGAGCAAUGCCAGCAGCGUUAGCCAUUUGAAGCAACACUUUUCCCAAAAUCAUCAUGCCAUGCAAUCCUACCAUCAUCCUCAAUCGCAACAGAAUUCUCUCGGAGGUCCACCACAGAAAGGUUUGGGCAUUACCCGAACUCAUCACCAUACUGGAACUCACGACUUCCGAGGAUUGCAACGGGUUAACGAAUGUCACAGCUCGUCGGACGAGAACCGUUCCUCUGGACAUGCAUCCAUGUCUGAUACUGGACACGGAAGCAGCUCACCUGGUGGUAAUCGAAAUAACGGACCACUCGGUCCACUACCCGAGGAUCGGCUUGCUGCAGGAGUAACGAAUCGUAGUGCACGCUCGCGAGCUAGUACUAAUCACUCACGCUCCCGACACCGUGCAACACCAGCCAAGAUUCCAUGGGGAGGUGGAGGAUUGGAGGACAUCAAAUUAGCCAUUCAACAGUUGACAAUGCGUUCACAUACCAGUACAUCGACCUACAGCAGCCUCAGUGCAGGAUCGGAAAGUUCCGAACCAGAGCGUAGAUUAGGUCGCUAUAGCUCGUUAGAAACCGUAAACACUAAUGUAACCAGUGCAGAUGAAUUCGUGUGGGUCGAUUCGCACAAUCGUCUAGUAGAACUACAGCAUCCUCCAUGGAGUCAACACUGUGUUUUGCGAGUACUUCGAUCAGGUCGAUGUCGGGAGCAUUCAGAGAGGGUCUCCGUGGAGGCAGUUCCAAGGUUGGGGUAUCUGCUUCAACGGGCUUUGGUACGCGUGGCACGAGAAGUUCAACGUUUGUCAGGACCGUUGGGUCUGUGUUCUAAACAUGAGGUUUCCGGAGCGUUCAAGAUUGUCUUAUCUCCGGCUUUAGCGGACUCGUGUAUCAAGGCAUGCCUUAGAGCAGCCGCUAUGUUUGCAGUUCCAGGCGACAGUGCAUUGAAGCAGAGCAAAUCUGCUCGAGCAGGUCUGCAACUACCGGUUGGACGAUUCCAUCGUUGGAUGGCAGAUGCAAGGUUAGGAAGAUUUGUACAUGAAUAUGCCGCCGUCUACCUCUGUUCUGGGUUAGAAAAUUUGCUAGAGGAAAUCUUCCUUCAGUGUCUACCAUCGGAUCCGACUACAACGCUAACUGCAAGCGGUCUCGAACAUGCAAUAGCUGGAUCUGGUGAUCUGUGGGGACUACUACAGCCAUAUGCGCAUCUAAAUGCUGGUCGAGUAGCCUCCGGAGCACUUACGAUGCCACGUUGGGCUAGUCAAUCGUCGAUAAAUUCUAACACACAAAGUCCUACACUUGAACCUUGUCUUCUGACGACCUGCGUUGGUAGCCUAAACGAACUAAAGGACUUAGUUACCCGGGCACAGCAGCGGAGCCAACACAUUACUAUGUCACAAUCUGCUCUUCGCGUACUGUUUUACUUUAUGCGCUGCUCUCAACUGGAACACAACGACAUCGGUGUUGCAACCAAUGGCGGAGGAACCAACAUCCAAGAGUUAUGCUAUGAGAGAGCGUAUGUUGUUCUACCUCCCCUUGUGGAGUGGCUGCGUGUUUCAUCUGCUCACGCAGAGUACCGCCAUGCAUUACUAAUUGACAAAGACGAUAUCAUGCAAGCAGCUCGAUUACUGCUUCCUGGAGUUGACUGUCCACCACGGCAGAUUAUUUCAGAAGAAGAGUUACCCUCAAAAAGACUAACUUUAACAAACCAAAGUAUAACGUCGUCGAAUCACUCCGGCCAAACGCAGCCACUGCACGGGUCCCUCUCGUCAAAUUCUUCUACUUCAACAACUAGCAGUAAUAUUGAGGACUCCAGUGAAUGUGGUCGUCGUGCUACUUAUGCUCUGGCAUUCCGUUUGAUGCUAACCGGGCGUGCAGAGCUUCUAAUCCAAGCUCUUUCAUUGGUUCCACCAACGACCCGGUACGAUACGCUGAAUCAUCAAGGAGUAACUGCUCUUAUGAUUGCUUCAGUUCGCAACGACGAUGCAGCGGUCCAAACACUGUUGGAUGCUGGAGCCGAUCCAAACAUCGAAGUGCCGUCCAUCGGUUAUCCAAACUGUCCAGCUAUUCACCCGGAGACGCAACACUGGACAGCAGUAACCUUCGCGGCGUGUAAAGGAAAUUAUCAAGCUCUUCGAAUACUGCUGGAGCGGGGAGCUCAUGUAGAAGGCGGAGCACGACUAAGCGAAGACAAAUGUACACUGACUCCCCUGCAGGUUGCCGGAGGAGGUGGUGUGGUGGAAGUCGUUUCGCUACUUCUUGCACAUGGAGCACAUGCCUUUUUGUCAACACAGCUUAAGGAUUCGCUUUGUUUUUCAGGCAGUGCUCAGCGUGGUUGCUACAGUGCAAUAUCGGUGGCAGCCGCCCAUGGCCAACGAGUUUCGCUGAGAAAGUUGCUAUCGCAUCCCUUAGCCCCAGGCAGUCGGGAAGUACUUUCGCUAGAAGAGAUGCUCGCCGAAGGAGACAACACAAGCCGCACUCAACUGGAUCGUCAAACUGAAGUCCCACCAACAUUGAACAAAACGCAAAUAAAAAGUCUUCAAGAGGCCAUGUACCAUAGUGCUGAAAAUAAUCAUCUAGACAUAACCAUCGAACUGCGUGCGCUCGGAGUUCCCUGGACGCUCCACUGUUGGAUGCACGCGUUGGCAGCUGCCCAUGAACUACGACUAGAUGCAGUCAUCGAUCAGCUUCUGCAGGACUUUCUCCAGGUCUGCCCAGAUGACUACAGUCAGCAGUUUGUUACCGAAUGUCUGCCUUUGCUGUUCAACAUUUUCCGAUAUAGCAAAAAGGAAGGAACCACUUUACUAUUGGCAGAUAUCUUUAGCACGUGCUUUGGUUGGGAACCAAUUAAACAAAUCAAGGAACCGGUACUGCAACCAUCGAACGGAUCUAGAAUUGAUCCCAAGUUUGUCAAUAAUCCAGAGUUGAGUGAUGUGACGUUUAGGGUCGAAAAUCGUAUCUUCUAUGGACACAAGAUCGUUCUAGUGACCGCCUCACCUCGACUGCAGAGUAUGCUUAGUUCCAAAUUGAACGAAGGUACCGGCACGCCAACCGUACAAAUUAACGACAUUCGCUACCAUAUAUUCGAGUUGGUGAUGCAAUUCUUGUAUAGUGGAGGAUGCAACACACUGGAUGUGGCUGCUGGCGAUGUGCUUGAGUUGAUGGCUGCGGCCAGUUUCUUCCAGCUGGAGGGACUCCUCCGCUACACUGAGGCCCGCUGCGCUGAGAUGAUCGAUAUCGAUAACGUAGUAGCAAUGUACAUUCACGCAAAGGUUUACAACGCACAGAAACUGAUGGAGUACUGUCAAGGAUUUCUCCUGCAGAACAUGGUAGCGCUGUUAACCUAUGACGAUUCCGUCAAACGGUUGUUGUUUGCCAAGAAGAUACCCAAUCACGAUGUGCUGAACGGAUUACUGGCCACGUUGCAGACCCGGAUCAAAGCUCGUCGGAAUGGGGCAAGUGCAUCGGCACCAUCCGCUGUUAAUGCAUUAAGACCAGCUUCGAGCAAUAAAGCUAAAUAAUUAUGUAGUAAUUGUAUUGUUUACUGUAUUUCUUGACUUUUUGUGUAAUAUCUAAAUCGAAAUUAAUGUUAAUAUAAAUGUACAACUUUUACAGUUGAUUAGCCAUUUAGCGGUAUGUUGGACAAUAUUUAUAUAAAAAAAUCAAUAUGUACAUUUUGUUAUAAAGUGAUGCUGAUAGUAUUAAUGUUGAGGUAUACAAAAGCGAUUCACAGUUGCUGUAUCAAGACUUUUUUUAACAAUUUAUAUGCAUAUAA
Messenger RNA from Topomyia yanbarensis, 7037 nucleotides. RefSeq names its product ankyrin repeat and BTB/POZ domain-containing protein 2. Gene Ontology annotation, molecular function: protein heterodimerization activity. Lineage: Eukaryota; Metazoa; Arthropoda; Insecta; Diptera; Culicidae. The transcript has 12 exons. The coding region runs from base 2239 to 6783 and encodes 1514 amino acids. The record is from RefSeq and is a predicted model, not a curated record.